Molecule: messenger RNA, 760 nt
Organism: Gadus chalcogrammus (walleye pollock)
Lineage: Eukaryota; Metazoa; Chordata; Actinopteri; Gadiformes; Gadidae
Gene: ssr4
Product: signal sequence receptor, delta
Exons: 6
Coding region: 110-613 (167 amino acids)
Cellular component (GO): endomembrane system; endoplasmic reticulum; membrane
Source: RefSeq, a predicted model, not a curated record
UUGUACACGUCAUUACAGUGCACCGGUCUGAAAGCUGAGGUGGACUUCAGGCAGAAAAAAGGAACAGACGUGUACCUCAAGUUCUAGUGAAACAUUACCAGAAAUCGUCAUGUUCAGAAUAGCAGCUUUCUUCGCACUUUUAGUGUGUGCCUGCUCGGCUGAUAGCUGCACAGAUCCAGUGAUCAGCCCCUCGGCCUACACGACCAACGACGCUGUUAUCUCAUCCGAGUCAGUCUUCAUUGUUGAGCUGAGUCUGGCCUGUGCAAACGGAGCCCAGAGUGUGGCGCUGUAUGCUGACGUCAAUGGAAGACAGUUCCCAGUGACAAGAGGCCAGGAUGUUGGCAAAUACCAGGUGUCUUGGAGCCUUCCUCACAAACAGGCCAGUUCUGGAACUUAUCAAGUGAAAUUCUUCGAUGAGGAGUCCUACAGCUCCCUGCGCAAGGCUCAGAGAAACAAUGAAGACGUUGCUGCCAUUCAGCCCCUCUUCUCCGUCAACGUUGAUCACAGGGGCGCCUGGAAUGGCCCAUGGGUGUCUACUGAGGUGCUGGCAGCAGUCGUCGGUAUCCUGGUCUACUACCUCGCCUUCAGUGCAAAGAGUACCAUCCAGGCAUAGAGGAAUGAGACGAAGCAAUGUUAACACCAACGGAUCUUUACAAAGAAUAUUGAAUUCUGGCGGGACGUGUCAAGUAGUCCAUGGUCCAGAAUAUUGUCAUAAGUCUCAUUUUCUGAGAUGUGGAGAUAGAGCAGUGGUCAUUUUGUA